Molecule: messenger RNA, 1026 nt
Organism: Carica papaya (papaya)
Lineage: Eukaryota; Viridiplantae; Streptophyta; Magnoliopsida; Brassicales; Caricaceae
Product: cysteine-rich receptor-like protein kinase 29
Biological process (GO): protein phosphorylation
Cellular component (GO): plasma membrane
Molecular function (GO): ATP binding; protein serine/threonine kinase activity
Source: RefSeq, a predicted model, not a curated record
GUUGAGAAGGAAAUAUACAGUUUAGACUCUUUGAAGUAUGAUUUUAGUACUAUUAAAGUCGCCACAGACAACUUUUCUAAAAAAAAUAUGCUGGGACACGGUGGGUUCGGUGCAGUAUACAAGGGUAUACUUUCUAGUGGACAAGAAAUAGCUGUAAAAAGAUUAUCAAUAGAUUCAGAACAAGGUGAUCAAGAAUUCAAGAAUGAGGUUUUGUUGGUUGCUAGGCUUCAACAUCGGAAUUUGGUAAGGCUUUUAGGUUUUUGUUUGGAAGGAAAUGAAAGGAUCCUUAUCUAUGAGUUUGUUCCCAACAGUAGCCUUGAUCACUUCAUAUUUGAUCCAAUUAGGCGAACCCAUUUGGAUUGGACAGUUCGCUAUAGAAUCAUAGAAGGCAUUGCUCGAGGGCUUCUUUACCUUCAUGAAGAUUCUCGUCUCCGAAUAAUUCAUCGCGAUCUCAAAGCUAGCAACAUCUUGCUAGAUGCAGAAAUGGGUCCUAAAAUUGCAGACUUUGGUAUGGCAAGAUUAUUUUCUCUAGACCAAACUCAAGAUGACACAAGUAGAAUUGUAGGAACCUAUGGAUACAUGGCUCCUGAAUAUGUUUUGAAAGGAAACUUCUCUAUUAAGUCUGAUGUCUUUAGUUUUGGCGUCUUGGUUCUUGAGAUUAUAAGUGGUCAAAAAAAUAGUUGUUUUCGUAUCGCAGAGGAGGAAGAAGAUCUUUUAAGCUAUGCAUGGAGAAAUUGGAGAGAAGAAACAAUUUUAGAUCUUGUGGAUACCACGUUGAUGCCAACAAUUGGGUCAAGAAGUGAAUUGAUAAAAUGCAUACACAUCGGUUUGUUGUGCGUCCAAGAAAAUAUAAACGAGAGGCCAACCAUGGCCUCAGUUGUUUUGAUGCUUAAUAGCAACUCUCUCUCUCUCCCGGCACCUUCAAAACCUGCAUUUUUUAUUCACAGUACUAUUAUAUCUAACGUACAACCUUCAAGGUUAUUAUCUGUAAAUGAGGUCUCAACCACAGACCUAAGUGCUCGGUAA